Molecule: messenger RNA, 3551 nt
Organism: Bombina bombina (fire-bellied toad)
Lineage: Eukaryota; Metazoa; Chordata; Amphibia; Anura; Bombinatoridae
Gene: CDH8
Product: cadherin 8
Exons: 12
Coding region: 474-2906 (810 amino acids)
Biological process (GO): synaptic transmission, glutamatergic; cell morphogenesis; multicellular organism development
Cellular component (GO): plasma membrane; adherens junction; catenin complex
Molecular function (GO): calcium ion binding; cadherin binding
Source: RefSeq, a predicted model, not a curated record
GAUAGAAUUCAAGGAUUUGCUGGGAAUAUCCCUUGUCCUUUUUUUUUUUCUUUUCUGGAGAUGCACUGCUGAUGUGUGUGCAGUGAGUGAGCUGGGAACUGCAUCUUUACCAUCAGGACACACAGAAAGAGCUGUGAGUGUCAGUCUAACAGCUUCCCAUCAGCAUGAAAAGGCAAGGAGCGCACAGUGACUGAGGACUGCCUCAUUCACAAGGGAUCCUGGUUAUUUGUCUCUCUGUGAAGUAGAUCUUUUUAAUUCAUUCUAAGCUGAGGACUUGUGAUGAAGACGCUGGCUGAUCACUGGCAGAGAACCAUAAAUGAACACAACUCCAAAUGUAUCAUGCCCUUCAAAACUGAGAUAUUCCUGCUUAUGUUUAUUGAGCUAUAAACACGUGCAUCAGCUGCGAGUAUAUAUUCCUCACUGCAUUAUGAACUGGAUGACAACAUCCUGGAUGUAAGUUGAAUAAUUAUUUAAUGUUGUCUGGGUGCCCCGUAAGUUGUGUUACAAUGCCAGAAAGACUUGGGGAAAUGUUCAUAGAUGUUUGGACCCCAUUAAUCAUAUUAUGGAUUACUGUUCUUCCUCAUGCUUAUAUGGCUCCAAAGAAUGACUCUCACAUAUUCUCAAUUGACAACACAAUGGAACUUAAUGUACUCAAUGAUGGACAGAAAGUACUUAACCGAUCCAAAAGAGGCUGGGUAUGGAACCAAAUGUUUGUACUGGAGGAGUUUUCUGGACCUGAACCCAUACUCGUUGGAAGGCUUCACACUGACCUGGAUCCUGGGAUCAGUAAAAUCAAGUAUAUCCUUUCAGGAGAAGGAGCUGGAACAAUCUUUGUGAUCAAUGACAAAACUGGAGAUAUUCAUGCAAUGAAAAGACUUGAUCGUGAGGAAAAGGCUGAAUACACAUUAACAGCUCAAGCUGUCGAUAGUGAUACAAAUAAGCCUCUUGAACCGCCUUCAGAAUUCAUUAUCAAAGUUCAGGAUAUCAAUGACAAUGCACCAGAAUUUCUAAAUGGGCCCUAUCACGCUACCGUUCCAGAGAUGUCCAGUGUGGGUACCUUUGUCACUAAGGUAACAGCUACAGAUGCAGAUGACCCAGUUUACGGAAACAGCGCAAAGUUGGUUUACAGUAUUUUGGAAGGCCAACCUUAUUUCUCUAUUGAACCACACACAGCAAUUAUUAAGACGGCACUUUCUAAUAUGGACAGAGAAGCAAGAGAAGAAUAUAUUGUGGUCAUUCAAGCCAAGGACAUGGGUGGACAUAUGGGAGGACUUUCUGGAACUACAACAGUUACUGUGACUUUAACCGAUGUCAAUGACAAUCCGCCAAAAUUUGCAACGAGUCAGUAUCAGUUUAUAGUGCCUGAAGAUAUUGCUAUCGGAGAUGCAAUUGGUCGAGUAAAGGCGAAUGACAGGGAUAUUGGCGAAAAUGCGAAGUCAUCAUUUGAUAUUAUUGAUGGGGAUGGCAGAGACAUGUUUGAAGUUACUACUGAUUCUCCAACUCAGGAUGGACUAAUUCGCCUGCGUAAGCCUCUGGACUUUGAGAGCAAAAAAUCCUAUACACUGAAGGUGGAAGCAGUCAAUAUUCAUAUCGAUCCUCGUUUCAUGAGCGGGGUACCCUUCAAGGAUACAGCAACGGUAAAAAUUACAGUGGAAGAUGCGGAUGAACCACCUGUCUUUUCAUCGCCUACGUAUCUCUUGGAAGUGCACGAAAAUGCUGCCAUUAAUGGCGUGAUUGGUCAGGUGACUGCCCGUGAUCCAGAUGCAUCUGCUAGUCCUAUAAGAUUUUCCAUCGACCGGCAUACAGACCUUGAUCGCCAAUUCAACAUCAAUGCAGAUGAUGGAAAAAUAACGUUAGCAACUGCGCUUGAUAGAGAAACUAAUAAAUGGCAUAAUAUAACAAUUGUAGCUACAGAAUCUAGAAACAAUAGCCAAAUAUCAAAAGUGCCUGUUGUGAUAAAAGUCCUUGAUGUUAACGAUAAUGCACCAGAAUUUGCAACUGAUUAUGAGGCAUUCCUAUGUGAAAAUGGAAAACCCGGACAGGUCAUUCAAACAGUUAGUGCUAUUGACAAAGAUGAUCCAAGGAAUGGACACUUUUUCUUUUAUAGUCUUCUUCCUGAAAUGGCCAACAAUCCCAACUUCACAAUCAAAAACAAUGAAGAUAAUUCCCUUAGUAUUUUGGCCAGACAUAAUGGAUUUAAUCGCCUGAAACAAGAAGUAUACCUUUUACCAAUCAUCAUAAGUGACAGUGGUAAUCCCCCUCUGAGCAGUACCAGUACCCUGACAAUACGCGUCUGUGGUUGCAGCAGUGACGGAGUAGUCCAGUCAUGUAAUGCUGAAGCGUAUGUUCUUCCAAUUGGACUCAGUAUGGGAGCCUUAAUAGCUAUUUUAGCAUGCAUCAUACUGCUUCUAGUAAUCGUGGUUCUUUUUGUGACUCUAAGAAGACAUAAGAAUGAGCCUCUUAUAAUUAAGGAUGAUGAAGAUGUCCGUGAAAAUAUAAUUCGCUAUGAUGAUGAAGGUGGAGGCGAAGAGGAUACUGAGGCUUUUGAUAUUGCUACCCUACAGAAUCCAGAUGGAAUUAAUGGCUAUUUACCUCGUAAGGAUAUAAAACCAGAUUUUCAGUUUAUGCCAAGGCACGGUCACACAUCUACUCCAAAUGGAGUUGAUGUGGAUGAAUUUAUUAACGUAAGGCUUCAUGAGGCUGACAAUGAUCCCACUGCACCACCCUAUGACUCUAUACAGAUAUACGGGUAUGAAGGCAGAGGAUCAGUGGCCGGUUCUCUCAGCUCUUUGGAAUCUUCAACAUCAGACUCAGAUCAAAAUUUUGACUACCUCAGUGAUUGGGGUCCUCGUUUUAAAAGACUUGGGGAACUUUACUCAGUUGGAGAAAGUGACAGAGAAACUUGACAAUGAACCAACAUUUUUGCAUUCCAGACUCAAUAAUUCUGUAAUAUUUUAGGGUCAUUAUUAGUGAUGACUAAUGUGGCCACUUGUAUUAGAGACAAAUUAGCACCAGUCAUCUGAAAAAAAAAUCAACUACAUUGUAAUGUUGAACCAAAAAUGUGUACGUUAGGGGGUCAGUCUUGUGGAGUUUAAAGUCAAGUCUGUGACGUAUCUAGAAGUCAUUGGAUGUUCAAUAUUCACUUGGACCGACAUGGAGAUUAAGUUUGGCAUCUGGGAUGUCCUGAAAAAUAUGGGAAAAUAAGGUGACAUUUUUUUCCUGAACUAUGGAUCUGAUUGUUGCUCUGGCAUAAUGUCUUCUACUAAUAUAGUCUACUGCAACAUUUUGACAAAGGAAUCUACUAAAGCAAUAUCUGGUCAUCUAAUGAUUUUUUUAUAAUUUGUAUUGCCCUGUUGGCUUCUACUUGGUGGCCACAAAACCACUGACUGAAUAUCAUGCUUACAUGUGUUUUGAGCCUUAAAAUAUCCACGUUUUAUCGCUAGUAAUAAAACUGAUAGUCCUACAAAAGUCCAGACCAAGAGACAUUGCCCCCAACCCCAAGGAACCAUUAUUUCACAGAGUUUUAUCAAAAGAAAAUUAUAAACCUUAAA